AUGAUCUCCGAGCCGUGGAGCUCGUGGCUCGCGAGCCACCUCGCGCGAGAGAACUUCGCCCCGCCGGGGGGCCGAGCCGUGCUCCGUGGGGGGCAGCUUGCACCGGCCGCCCCGGCAGAGCCCGCGGCGCUGGCCGCGCGCUUGAGCGUGGCAGCUGCAGGUCGGAUGCUGCCAGACUUGAGGAAGGGGGCGCCGUGCGCACUGCGGCCACCAGGCCCAGAGCGUGCCUGCGCCCGUGCUCUUCGGGAUCCCGGUGUCCCCUGCGAUCCGGGCAUCCAGUACUGCACUCUGCGGCGCCAGGCCGAGGCUGGCGUGGCCGCCCCCGCGGCGCUGGCCCCCGUGCGCGGCGCGGCCCGGCCCGCGGCGGGCGCGGCGGCGGGCGCGGCGGCGGCGCUGGCCCUGCAGGGCGUGGUGUUCUGCAUGACCGGCGAGCUGGAGGGGAUGGGCCGCAGGGACGCAGAGGAGCAGAUCAAGGCAGCGGGCGGCAAAGUGGGUGCCUCCGUGUCUCCCAGCACGACCUAUCUGGUCGUUGGCGCUCGGCUGGAGGGCGGCAGACCCGUCGAGGAGGCGGCCAAGUAUCGAAGGUACUUGGAGCUGAAGAGCAAGGGCAGGAAGCACCCCGAGCUGCUGAGCGAAACUGCGUUCCUGGCGAUGCUGCCCGCAGCUGCCGCUCACUCGGCUGCAGCACGGUCGACGGCGUCUGCUCCCACUAUCUCGGACUCUGGGGACCUCGAAGCCGGCCGCGGGCUUCUCGAGCACCCCCCGGGCUACGGAGUCGGCAGGCGCCCGAUAUGCUCUGCCGCGUGGGUGGACUCCCAUGCGCCGCGCCAGCUGGGCGACCUGGUCGGGAACGCGGCGCAGGUGCGGAAGCUGGCCGAGUGGCUGCGGGACUGGGACGACGUGGUGCUGCGCGGGAAGGCCAAGAAGGCGACGUUCCGGCCCGGAGCGGGGGCUCCGGACAAUGUCGGCGCGCGCGCCGCGCUGGUGAGCGGGCCGCCCGGGAUCGGCAAGACGACCACGGCGCGCCUGGUGGCGCAGCUGCACGGCGGCUACGACGUGUUGGAGUACAACGCGUCCGACGCACGGGGUCAGAAGGUCAUCCAAGACAUGGCCGAAGGCAUCGCGGACAACACCACCAUCUCUCUCGGCGGCUCCGCUGGCUCGAGGCUCAAGACGCCGCGGCUGACCCAGCGAGCCUGCAUCAUCAUGGACGAGGUGGACGGCAUGGGAGGUGGCCAGGGGCAACGCUAGGAAGGGACAGGCUCAGAGGAUGAUCAAGAAGACGCGCAACCCCAUCAUCUGCAUCUGCAACGAUGCGCAGAGCCAAAAGGUCCGAAGCCUGGCGUUCGGCUGCUACGACGUGCGCUUCACCCGGCCGCCGAAAGGCGCCGUGGCUCAGCGGUGCGCCGAGAUCGCCAGGCGCGAGGGCCUGCACGCAGAGCCGAACGCGCUGGAGGAGC
This is a messenger RNA of Prorocentrum cordatum, 1460 nucleotides long. Lineage: Eukaryota; Dinophyceae; Prorocentrales; Prorocentraceae. The record is from the annotation of a GenBank genome assembly.